AUAAAUGAGUAUUACCAUAACUAUACCAAACUACAUACGGAAGAAGCAAAGCAUAAAGCAAGAAUUGCUUUGGCAGAAGGUAAAAGAACUUUCUGCAAUGAGAGGCAAUCUGUUAACUAAAAAAAUUGAUUUGAUGGAAUCCAUGUAAGAUGCUGCGAAGGAAGAAGAAAUAAACUACAAGUUGAUGACGCAAGUCCCUGAAGUGUCCAGGGUAUAAAUAUUCAUGCUGGUCCUGUAGUACAAGUAGAUUACAAAAGCAAACUGCAGCAUUACAUUGAGCCAAAAAAGGAGCAAGUCAUUUUAAACAUCCAUGAAGGGAAAGAGGCAGCCAUUUCGUUUCAGAAUCCCUUGGAUAUCAGAAGCAUCCGUCCCGGGUCUUGCUGCUGAAUCAUCGUCUCGUUGUCCAGAAAAGAAACCCAAAUCGGCAUUUCGUCCUUCGGGGAUCGCCCCUGCCCAACCCCAACAACACUUACCUUCUCCUCCACCUCAACUCUCGACCAUAUCGUCCCCCCUCGGCUCUGAGCCUUCCUCUCAGAAUCACCACGUGAAGUCGCCUUUGAAAACCAUCCCACCAAAUGCUUCCUCUCAACCCCAAAAGAGGUCUCCACACCAUAUAGGAAAAUUGGGAAACAUGGAAAAAUCAGCUACAACUCUAAAGACUCUAACUAACGCUGAGAAAUUGGGGACUGACGCAGGGAAUGCAGGGACUCCAUUGGAAAAACAGUGCAAGUUCCAUGAAUCUGAAGAAAUGGGGAAGUUAACGCAUAAGCCUCAGGUAAAAGCGCAGGAUCCAGUCUCCGGACGACAACAGCUGAUCGACCCACCAUUACGAAGGGAGUCUCGAGGAGAAAAGAAGCAGUCGGAAUCACCAGAAACAGCAGUGAGACAGAAAAUGUUUGCCACCUCCAACCCAUCUGGUAAUGACACCAAGGUUUUGAGUUCAGCGGAUCCUAAGGUCAGUAACGUGUCAUACAAAUCCUCUCAAAAGCCUCUUCCACCCAACAUGGGCAAAGCUCCAUUGCAAAAAGAGACCAGAGAAGAUAGGUCAAACUGUGAUCAUAAACUAGCGACCGGGCGCCUAACUCAGCCCGUGGAUGAGAAUCCCAUUAGUGUGACAACUCUGGCUGGCGAUAACAGAGGAGCUACCAUGAACAUAGGCUCUAAGUCGGGGAAGAAAGAGUGGUCAAUCCCCAUAUACAGGGCCUACAAAAAAAAUCCAGAAGAGAGGCCUGAGGUGACCACCGACGGGAAGGAAAGCUACGAGGAAGAGCCCGGUAAUUCAGUGGAGAAUGAAGUGGGUAACGCAUAUGUGAACAGUAAUAUACAGAGUCUCAACAACUCCUUGAUGUGUCAGAGUUCGAUCAACGACAGAGACCCUGGGGUUCAUCUGACUCUUCCCCAGAAGCAUGUCGAAUCCGUCAGGUUUGAUAGUAAACGAGAUCCGGAAAUUAGAAAGCCUGAGGUAAACGUUAGCCGGAACGACGGGUUAAGAAUUCGAAGACGAUGCUUGAGAGGACUCUUGGCGGAACCAAGCGACUCCGACCCAGAUAACCCAAACAAGCCUCAACGUCACGGUUGUAAAUACAAAUGCGGAAGUAUUUAAUUGAAAAGGACCAAGAUAUGAGGUUCUGUAACCAAAUUUGAGUGACUUUCGUUCUGAAAGAGAUAUACACUAUUGCCCUGCAAACAAGCGUAUGGCAUUCCUCUUUAAAAUUGGACAACAAGAUGUGAUGGGAUUCAAUUUGGAGAUCGGAAAUUGGAUUUAGUUGCUAAUAAAUAAUUUAUAAGUAGAGAGAACUUUCAUUUGUU
Molecule: messenger RNA, 1809 nt
Organism: Prosopis cineraria
Lineage: Eukaryota; Viridiplantae; Streptophyta; Magnoliopsida; Fabales; Fabaceae
Exons: 1
Coding region: 311-1603 (430 amino acids)
Source: RefSeq, a predicted model, not a curated record